CCUUUCCAAAAUAUUUUCAUCCUUCAUAGCAUUUCGAGUGAAAUUCUGAUUGAGAGACAAAAGUGAUCUAUCCUUUGUAUUUUUAUUUGUCACUAAGCCCUCAACCCUCAUUUCUCUCGCCGUCGCCCAUCUUGACAUCUUCGCUCUCCUUACCUUUUCGAGUCUCCGGUACCUCAUUUGUCUCGCCGUAGUGCGAUCUCGGUCCAGUCUCUGGCAUACACAGCAAGAUAAAAUCACCAGAUAUUUGCGUUAAAAGCAUCAGGGUUUGCGAUGAUAAUGAAGCGCUGAUAUUUGCCUCCAAAUCACUCUCACUCAGAAAUUUCCAAAACAAAUAGUUGUUGAUGAUUUGUCGACAUGAAGAAGUUGUUAGAUUUUGGGAGGAAAGCCCUUUUUUAUGUCAGGGUGCUUUCUGGAUAUGAAGAGCGAAGAAUACGAUCUUAUAGGCUGCAGCUUGAGCAACGCGUACAACAGUACAAAAUCGUCUUCUCCAAGGGAACACUUUGAAAAGCCACUUUCUUCCCAAGGACGCUCACUCUCUAGCUGCAAUGCUCAACCUUUCUUGUUGCACAAUCCUCUCUCUCUCUCUCUCUCUCUCUUGUUGGUACAAGCAAGGAAAGCGGCCAUAAAUAAAGUACCUGAGCAGAUUAUUUUAUCCGAGGUUCGGCGAAUGGUUGAUGAGAUGAAAGCUUUGAAUAAGAAGCUGGAAGAAACAGAGACAGCCAUUGAAGACUAUUUCAAGCCUCUAGACAAGGAAGCUGAGAUUAUAAUGAAAAUGCAAAUACAAGGGGAAGAGAGAACUUCAGAGAUUAUGAUGCAGGCACUGGAGAAACAAGCUACGCUUCAACAAGCUGAAGCUGAAAAAAAUGCUAGUAAGCAUCAAGUUAACAAUGCUGAAACCAAUAUGAAUGAAUCUGAGAUGAUGGAAGAAGAGAAAACUUUGACGGAGAUGUUGAAAGCACUGCAACAAGAAGUUUUGCUUGAGAAAGCUGAUACUGAAAGUGAUGUUAAUGCGCAUCAAGCAGACAAUUCUCCUAUCAACUUGAGCUCAGCAUCUACAACCACUUCUAAAUGAAGUUGAGAUUAUUUUGAAACAUUGGUGAUUCCUGAUUUUUAUUGUCUAGCUAUGAAUUGCAUUUCAGCUUGCCUCCUGAAAUGUCAAUCAUCCUUGGCGAAUUCAACUAACCAAGGCAGGACUAGGGCAUAUUUGUAGUUUAUUUGUUUUACUAAUUUUAUUCAACAAUGUUUUCAUCUUUUUUAGGAAUGAUCAAAAUUAUCAGUUUUUUCAUGAGAUAUGGUUAAUUAAUAAACUUUAAAAUGAA
Glycine soja is the source of this 1319-nucleotide messenger RNA. RefSeq lists its product as uncharacterized. The transcript is spliced from 5 exons. The coding region runs from base 395 to 1072 and encodes 225 amino acids. The record is from RefSeq and is a predicted model, not a curated record. Lineage: Eukaryota; Viridiplantae; Streptophyta; Magnoliopsida; Fabales; Fabaceae.